AUGUCAGUAACAUUCUUUCCAAUUAUAAACAAUCCAAUGGAUUUAACAGCCGAACCAGAAAAUUCAGACAUACCAGACAACUCAACAGACACGAUACCAGACAACGGAACAGAUAAUUCAAAUAAGAUACCAGAUAACUCAACAGAUAAUUCAAAUAAGAUACCAGACAACGCAACAGACACGAUACCAGACGAUUCGUCAGAUGAUUUCGGCUUCAAUAAAGUGCCUGAAGCGAGGUUCGGUCCAGAUCGAGAAAUUGUGGAAAUCAAGUCCUUUAUUACAUUGGAUUGCCAUGCAGUAAAGCUGGAUAUAAGUAAAGCUACUCCAACCAGGAAAACAGAAUGGUGGUCAGAUUUCGAGUUUGGUGACUUUGUAAGACCAAAGAACAAAGUUUACGGGUUGGUGGUAGAUGGCGAUCAAGUUAUUUGGAAAUCUACAAAACCAAAUGAAUCUGGUUUGAAAGUCGAGUUGUUUUAUUUAUUGGAUAAACCUGAUAUGGUAAUAAUCCUGCUAGCAAACCUACGCCUUCAUAUAUCACAGAAAUAUAAAUGUGAAGAGUGUGAAAAAAUGACACAAUGGGAGAGAAUAUAUGAAUGGAGGAAUAAAAGUCCUUGCAAAAGCUGUAAGGCCCGUGAUGAAUGGAUUGAUGUGUCUGACAAGUACCUUGAUCCGGCUAAAUUUAGAUUCACCCCAGCAGACGUGAAACCGGAAAAACAAACUAUGAACUAUGAAGUAUCGCUGGGGGGUUACAAUUAUGAAAUUAAACUAGAAGAACCGUGCACUUACCUUACCUACGGAGAUAGAAUAUUAUUUGAUCAAAGGGGUAAAACAAAAGGCCUAUCAGUAAUCAAGAUUAAUUAUCACAUUGUAGGUAUGACUUUAAUGCUUAAGCUGACUAAUGGAAAAUUUCUACAUAGGAAAUACAAGCCGGAAAACAAAAUCAAAUCCCAAAAUUUAACGAUGUCUUAUUAUAAUGAGGAAAUCUACAACGUCAGUAAGUAUUGCAAAGAAUGCACAACAAAGAACUAUACUUUUUGGGAGCCGAUUAGGGAAGAGAGAUUCAAAAAAACAUGGAUAGAGCCUGUAAAAAAGAGAAAACACAAAUAAUAAUCUAACUAUGAAUUUGUUACAAAUAAUACAUAA
Molecule: messenger RNA, 1143 nt
Organism: Theileria parva strain Muguga
Lineage: Eukaryota; Apicomplexa; Aconoidasida; Piroplasmida; Theileriidae
Exons: 1
Coding region: 1-1107 (368 amino acids)
Source: RefSeq, a predicted model, not a curated record